This is a messenger RNA of Gryllus bimaculatus (two-spotted cricket), 2121 nucleotides long. The record is from the annotation of a GenBank genome assembly. Lineage: Eukaryota; Metazoa; Arthropoda; Insecta; Orthoptera; Gryllidae.
GGGCAUCCUGUGACAGGGUCGCGCUGUCCAGGGGAUCCUUUUCUCGUUUGGCACGCUGCGUGGCGUGGCCAGCGCUCGUAAUAGCACGCGCAGAUGAACUUACAUCGUGAAAAGAUCACGUGAAGUGACGCAAGUCUGAACGAUGACGAUGUGAGCCAGAAAUGGCAUCGGGCUGUGAUGUCAGGCCGGGGGAGCUCUCCACGAAUGCAUGCGCAGCGAUGCUCGACCGUUUCGCAUGCACAUAUGCAAUUCCGUGGAGGUCGAGCAAAGCUUCCACGCGAAUCUUGAGAGAAAUUAUCUUCCCAAGGCCUUCUGCCAUAACAAUUUGACAAGCCUUGUCAAUGUUUCUCAGGUUUAUGGCAUUUCUGGGAACUUGUUAUUGUGGAAGAUCUGAAGGACCCUUGAGACAUGGGCGUCGGCAUGUACACGUGCGAGAGAGAGAGAAAAAAAAGCAGAAAUGUCAGAAAAUAAAUUAAAAUUUGCAAGAUGGAGGAUUGAGCUUUGGGAAUCACAAUUAGUGAUUUAAGUACUUUCGAUUUUGAGAACUGUAUUGUUACAUACGUUUAUACAUUAUCAUGUCUUCGUUAAAAUGAUAACGUGUUAGGACGGCUCUCGCAGGACAUUUAAAUAUCUCACAAUUGUGUAUACAAUCGUCAAAAUCUCUUAAACAUUGACAACUACAGGAAAUACAAUGCUCAUAUAUUCCAGAUUACUUUUAAGGUUAGGUACGUAACUGCGACCACUAUACAUACAGUAAUACUUCCAUCACUACGCCGCUCUCAGGCCGCGCUGCCCCUAAUCAAAAUCUGGCGUUCGGGUAUUAAAUACUAACCGAUACGAACCUAUCGAGUUAAUAGCGGACGAUUGCAGAAAAUGGAGGUUCUGAAACCAGAAUUGAUGUGGAUUGAAGGAAGAUGUUACAGAAUUAAUCACUGUAUUGACAGAUCGUCAGAUGCUGCGUAUGUUGAAGAGGAAUAUCAGCCUGAUUAUUUAGACUGUGAUAACGAUGAACCAUGCGAAGAUUUCGAAGUCGAAUCGUUGGAAGGAGGGAGAUUUAAAACCUCUUUUCACAUUGCCCGGGCAUACUUUCCAUGUAUUAUUGGAAGUAAAGGGAAUACCAGACGUCGUCUUGAAAAUGAAACAAAAACUCAAGUGAAAGUGCCCAAACCAGGGCAAGACGGUGACAUAGUUGUAAUUGGAAAUGAUAGAAGAAGUGUGUGUGCUGCACGUCGCCGAAUUAAUAUUAUUGUUAUGUCUUCUAGACAGAAACAGUCAUUCACCCACUUUCUGUCAAUUCCAGUAAACAGCAGGGCUAUUCAGCAAGGAUUUCUUGAGUUUAAGGAAAAAGUUCUAGAAAAUUGCAGAGGUCGUGGUUUAGACUCUUCAAUUUUCCAGUCUCCUGAGAAACUUCAUUUAACCCUAGGCACCAUGGUGCUGGCUGACAAUGAGGAGCGCAAAAGUGCAGCAGAAGUUUUGCAUAUGUGUCAAGAAGCAGUAAUAGAACCCAUUCUUGGUAGUAAACCUCUAAGGCUUCGAAUGUGUGGUGUUGAAUAUAUGAAUGAUGAUCCUCGUGAAGUGGAUGUGUUAUAUGGCAAAGUUGAAGUUACUGAUGGAACCCAAAUUCUCCAAGAUUUAGCUGAUGGAGUUGUUGAUUUCUUUGCUAAUCAUGCUGAUGGUUUAAUGGAAAAGCAGUAUGAUUCUGUAAAAUUGCAUGUAACAUUGAUGAAUACAUUAUUUAGAGAAGAUAAAGGUGGUGUUUCUGAGCAGGAGACGUCUCGGCGUAAGCACAAACCAAGAGAGUCGUUUGAUGCUACAGAAAUUUUACAAUCCUUUGCUGACUACAAUUUUGGAGAAGAGGAAGUACACAGCAUUCAUUUGUCUCAAAGAUAUACCACAGCUGAAAAUGGAUACUACCAAGCUUCUGUAGUACUCUCACUGUAUUAGAUAAGGUAUGUCCUGUAAAUGAAUUAAGUGAAAAUCUAUUGUUUGUGAUGGUGGUUGUGAUUUUGUAUGAAUGUCAUAAACCUGUGAUACUGUGAAGGUUGAUCGUUCAAUCCUCAAUAAAAAUAAUUUCUGUACCAAGAAAUAAAUUUGUAAAUAAAUAAUGUUGUUCCAACAAAA